This is a messenger RNA of Pogona vitticeps (central bearded dragon), 4312 nucleotides long. The record is from RefSeq and is a predicted model, not a curated record. NCBI's taxonomy places the organism in Eukaryota, Metazoa, Chordata, Lepidosauria, Squamata, Agamidae.
UCUUUUAUAUGUGUAUGUUAUUUUCCAGAAAGUCUCAACAGCUGAUACUUGGGAGGCCCCUAUGGCUGUGUAUGAUGAAGAUCUCUUGAAGAACCCUUUUUAUUUAGCAAUGCAGAAGCGUCGACCUGAUCUCUGUCGGAAAGUUGCAGAAUUGCAUGGGAUUGUAUUAGUGCCAUGCAAAGGAAGUCUUUCAAGCAGUUUCGUCUCUGCUUGCCAGUUUGACUCUUAUGUUCUCAAAGCAGUGGAGAAAAACUUUCAGACCUUGAAUGGAAAGGAAAUCUUCAUACAAGGCAAUGUGAUCAUACUUGGUUCUGGCUUUAGCCAUCAUUCCUCUGUGCCUGUUCUCUUUGAGGAAACGUUCUACAAUGAGAAAGAAGAGAGCUUUAGCAUCCUUUGUAUAGCUCAUUCUCUGGAAAAAAAUGAGAGCAAAGAACAAUCUUCAGCCUCAUCAAAUUCUUACUCCCUGAAAAACAUUGAAGAUGUGAGAGAGUUCUUGGGAAGACAUACGGAAAAAUUUGACAAAGCAAUUGCAUCUUUCCACAGGACUUUCAAGGAGCAUGACAGGAAAAUCUUGCGCCAUUACAUAGAUUCUGUCAACGCACUAUACACCAAAUGCAUUCAGCAGUUACUGAGAGAUUCUCACCUUAGAAUGCUAGCAAAGCAGGAACCUCAGAUGAACCUGAUGAAGCAAGCUGUUGAUAUGUAUAUCCAUCAUGCUCUCUAUGAUGUAAUCUUUAAGUAUGUAGGGACAAUUGAGGCAAGUGAGGAUGCAACUUUCAACAAAAUCACACGAAGUCUGCAGGACCUGCAGCAGAAAGACCUGGGUAUCAAGCCUGAAUUCAGCUUCAACAUACCACGUGCAAAACGAGAACUGGGCCAGUUGAAUAAAUGCACCUCCCCACAACAGAAACUCCUCUGCCUGCGUAAAGUAGUCCAAGUCAUAAUGCAGUCUCCAAGUCAAAGAGUUAACAUGGAGACCAUGUGUGCAGAUGAUCUCCUUUCUGUCUUGCUUUAUCUCCUUGUGAAAACAGAAAUUCCAAACUGGAUGGCAAACCUGAGUUACAUCAAAAACUUCCGGUUCUGUAGCUCGGCAAAGGAUGAGCUAGGAUACUGUCUGACCUCAUUUGAAGCUGCAAUAGAAUACGUCCGUCAAGGAAACCUCUCUGACAGGCCAGCGGAAUUGAGAGGGUUUAAUGAGAAGUUGUUCUUAACACAAAGAAUGAGUCUCUUGUCUCAGAUGUCCACCACUCCGAUAGACUGCUUGUUUCAGCAUAUUGCUUCAGGCAACCAAGGGGAAGUGGAACACUUAUUAAGCCAAGGAGACGACGACAAUGACACUGUGCAAAAAAUGUGUCACCCACUUUGUUUUUGUGACAGAUGUGAGAAGCUGGUUUCUGGGAAGUUGAAUGAUCCGUCCAUCGUUACACCGUUUUCCAGAGAUGACCGAGGAUACACACCCCUCCACGUAGCUGCCAUAUGUGGGCAAGCCUCCUUAAUUGACUUGUUAGUCUCCAAAGGAGCUGUUGUCAAUGCUACAGAUUACCAUGGAUCAACACCACUUCACCUAGCCUGUCAGAAAGGAUAUCAGAAUGUCACUCUCCUCCUAUUGCACUAUAAGGCUAGGAAUGAAGUACAAGACAAUAAUGGCAACACGGCAUUGCAUUUAGCUUGCACUUACGGCCAUGAGGAUUGUGUCAAGGCCUUAGUCUAUUAUGACAUCCAUUCCUGUAAAUUAGACAUUGGGAACGAAAAAGGGGACGCGCCGCUUCACAUAGCUGCCCGCUGGGGUUACCAAGGGAUCAUAGAAGUCCUGCUGCAAAAUGGAGCUAGCCCGCAUAUUGAAAACCGAAUGAAGGAGACUCCUGUGCAAUGUGCAUUAAAUUCCACGAUUCUGUCUUUAAUGGAGCUGAACUACCUCACCUUCGAAAAAGGCCAGGGUGCUUCUCAGUCCUUAACUCGAUCUCCUCAGGGUGGUGAGGACACCCUCAGCCAAGUGUCGUGUGUCUCCAGUUUGUCAUCAGCAACAACGGCAACAGCAGGUGCAGGACAAGAAGAAACUAAAACAAAUUAUAAAGAGGUAGACAAACUUUUAAGAGCAGUUGCUGAUGGAGACUUGGAAAUGGUGCGUUAUCUUUUGGAAUGGGUGGAGGAGGAUCUCGAGGAACCUGAAGACACAGGCCAGGUAGAGGGAGUGGAGUUUUGCCAUCCCUUGUGCCAGUGUUCCAGUUGUGGCCCUGCGCAAAAGAAAUUAUUUACGUUGCCCACUAAGGGCCUCGGAGUGAAUGUUACAAACCAAGAUGGCCAGACGCCACUCCACGUUGCUGCACUCCAUGGUCACGCUGACUUGGUCUCUCUUUUAAUCAAACAUGGGGCCAGUCCUGAGGCGAAAGAUGCGAACUGCACAGUGCCUCUUCACCUGGCUUGCCAGAAUGGUCACGUUGAGGUAGUAAAGUGUCUGAUAGAGGCCAACGCUAAACAAAACAAAAAGGAUAUUUAUGGAAAUACUCCCUUGAUGUAUGCUUGCUUGAAUGGGUAUCAAGAGGUAGUGGCCUUCUUGUUACAGCAUGGGGCCUCGGUUAACCUUUCCAAUAACCAGGGCAAUACCUCCCUCCACAGAGCUGUGAUCGGGAGCUACGAAGCUGUGGUUCAGCUGUUGCUGCAACACAGAGCAUUGACCCACCUUAGGAACAACAGACAGUGCACGCCUCUGGACUAUGCUGAGCCUAAUUCAAGUAUCCACGUGAUGUUACAAGCUGCAGCAGAAGAGGGAAGACAGACAGACUGCAAAGCUCACACAGCUGGGAAAAUCAGGGAAAAAAUCAGCUUCAAAUCUCCUGAGAUAACGGAUGAUCUUGUUGCUCGGCGCCUCCAGCUGGUCCAGUCGAUCAAUCGAUUUAACAAAUCAGAAGAAUUGCGGAAAGCUGUAACGAGAGAUAAAAGUGUCCCUAACUUUGAUGAUGAGUUAUUGCACCAGUUAGCUACUAAGAGCUUUGAUAAGAGCAAGCUGAAGACAGACAACUCUUCAGAACAAAGGCAAACCCACAUCCUUGAUGCCAGUGACAGUAGAAGUGAACCCAAAAGAGAAGAAAAUAACACGGAAGCAGCAGCAUCUCUUAGACAUAAACGGAUGCAGCGGAGACACACUGUUAAUGUGGCCCUUUCGGCUACAGAUAUUGAUGACAUUUGUGAUUUACCCAGAUCAAGAGAUCCAAGUGUUUCUUCACUUGAAGGCUGCUCUGAUUGAUGCUUUCCAAAACUGAUGAAAAAAAUAUUUUUGGAUAGCAAACAUUUCAGCUUCAUGCUCCUUCCACUCAGCAUUGAAAAACCAAUAGACGCCUAUGAUAAAGUCUUUCAAAACUGGAUCAGAAGGAUGUUUUGCAGGUAGGGGCCCUCUAUGGUUUGCACUUUGGGAGGCAUAUAGCCUCCUCUUAUUUAAAGAGAAGUCAGUAACUUCAGCUUAUUUUAAUGAAUGCAAUCCGAGAUACGGAAAACUUUUGGACUUCAUUCUAUAUUCUUGUGCUCUGCAGAUCAGUUCCUACACUAAAGUAUGGGCAUCGUGAAAUGUAUAUGAAGCUUGACACAAAGAGCAAUAUUGCACAGUAUAUUAAAUUUUCAUUGGUUUUACUGGAGUGUAGGUUGGGCAAACUUCUUUUAAUAAAGGAUACGUUUUGUCUUAUAGAAGAGAUGGGGUCCCUAAUUAAGAGUAUUUUCUGCAGAUAAGCAGUUGAGACUUAUGUUAAGAAUGAUUUUAUUGUUAAGCAGCCAACAUCAGUGAACACUCAAAUUCCUAUAUAUUGCUAUAGCCUAACCCCUUUUAAAGAUAAAAUGGCAACUAUUUGUGGCACAAGCAAGAAAAUUAAUGAGAUGGAUUACUUUCAUUUCAGCUGGGAAUUCUUUGUAGCAACUUAGUUGCCAUUAAGUUUGAGACACAUUCACAUUGAUCUUUUGUGCACUUUUUAGAAACAGAGUGUCAGCUUUAGGUAAUUAUUUUUUUUAAUUUUGUAAAAGGGUUAAGAAUUAUGACUUGAACAGCACAAUAACUCUGGUCAAUUCACAUUGAUUUCUAUGUAAUAUUUCUAUACAAAAUUGUUUUUUAUUGUUUGAUAACCUAUUUUGGGCGGUCAAAUGGUCUGUCAAGAUUUUUCUGUACAAAAUGAUAUAAGGUUUGAAAAGACAGCACUCUAGUGUGCUCCAUGUGGGUUAGUCUAUUUUUCUACUAAACACCUGAGUUCAUCUAAUUUUCUUAUGUGCCUUGGACUUGUGCCAAAUGAUGGAAGAGAAGUAAUAAGAAUAAAUGGAUCUAUACUCUUAA